AUGAACUUCCAGGACGUCCACACGCGCGAACAGGCGCAGGCUGUCGCCCCUUCGCCUCGUCUGAUCACGGACCAGGACCGUGCAGACCACAUUCGGCUGCAGCGCCGCCUCCUCGUCGCCGAGGAGAACGAGCGAGCCAUGGCGGAAUGGCGCCGGCGCCACCCGGAGGACGUCGCCAAUGAGCGCGCCUACUGGGCGAAGAGGACGGCAAGGCGCCGCGCGGAGCGGGCGGACCGGCGUCGGCGGAAGGCUUUGGCAAUAUCGCAGUGCGAUAUCGUUGAAGCAGGUGGGAGGUCGAUCUUCACGUCAGACAAUGAACGUUGGGACGAUAUGUGGAUCGAUACCUCGGGCAACACCUCCGAGGAUGAGGAUGAUGAUGAGGACGGAGUAGUUCUAGCUGCACCGUAG
Molecule: messenger RNA, 408 nt
Organism: Aegilops tauschii subsp. strangulata
Lineage: Eukaryota; Viridiplantae; Streptophyta; Magnoliopsida; Poales; Poaceae
Source: RefSeq, a predicted model, not a curated record